GCCAACGCGCGCGUUCCCGAGAGUGCUCGGUAGAAAAUGGCGAGUCUGUGCAAGAGGCAGCAAUGUACGAUCGAGAGGCGAGGCUUUCGGCAGGAUCUUGAUUCGUGGCGGCAUAAACUCAUUCAUUGUGUAGGUUUUGAGAGCAUUCUAGAAGGGUUGUUUGGGUCGAGGUUGGUGGAGGACCUAACGUUAUUUAAAGGCAGUGAGCCCGAAGGCGGUACAGACUGGUCAUUUGACGAGAGCUGCCCGUUCUGCUGCGUAAGACGAGACAAAGUCAAGGAGCACUUAGUUGGCCUGAGCAACCAGGGGUUGGAGAGUGGGGCUGAACCCCUGCUGGUCAAAGACCAGACCAAGAUCAACAUACUUGAGAAACAAGCAGAGGAAUUUUUUAAUGCAGUCCUCUACAAAAAAGAUGUGCCCAGCUUCUCAGACCCGCACAUUCCAGGAGUGGCUCUGGACAUAAUGCAGAGGAUGAUCCGCCAGUUUGCUGCAGAAUAUACCUCAAAAAGUAGUUCCUCUACUCUGGACAGGCGCUCCACUCCCAGGCCUGGUCCCCACCCAGACCAAAGCCUGCCUCCUCCCCCCUCGCUGCCCACGGUGCCCCCAGCUGCCAGCCCUGGUGGUACUGCUACCCCCUCCGUACCCAGCCAGAACCCCGUCCUCUCCAAGCUGCUGAUGGCCGACCAGGACUUGCCUCUCGACCUCACUGUCAAGAAGCCUCUGCCACAGCCUGUAGAACAAGAUGGAGUCCUGGACCUGUCACUCAAAAAGGGACGGGCCAAAAGCAGCACACCAUCGCUCCGCAGCCCACAUCUUUCCCAGACGCCCACUCUUAAAGGUGAAUGUCUGGAGCUGACGACAGAAAAGGCCCGGGACCUGCAGUCCACCUCCACGCUGGAGCAGUUCAUGACCAAGCUCUGUCUGCACCACCAGAGGCAGAUUGUCGACGCUCUGGGCUUCCUACAGACAGAGGUUAAGGCUAUAUCCUCCUCCAGUACUUCGCUAGCUUCUGCCUCCAAACCCUCUUGCUCAGUGGAGCACGGAGCCCUCCAGGGUCCUAGCCCUGCACCUUGCCUGCAGACCCCAGAGAGGGGGAGGACUGGUCAGAAACUUCCCCUGGCUUCCACUCCAAAAGGAUCGACGGAGGGGCAAGAAAGGUUGGUAGCCCCAGAGCAGACUGCUGUGUUACGAAAUGUGUCUGGGGCCUCUGGGCCGGCCUUGGAUCUCCGUAAACCUGGCCCAGGGGAGUCUAAGGCUUUGGCAACACUGUUCAGAAGCGCAGAUAACAGUGUGAGUAAACGUCUUAGUGACCAUGCUCCGCUAAAGAUCAAAAUCAUGAAGUCCAGCAGCCUGGCUGAUGGUAAAAAGCUAUCCUGUGUGCUCACCACCUCUCUUCCUGCUGGCGCCGGUACUUUGGAAGAAAUGCAGGGCAUUUCUGACCCCUCAACCAGAGCAGAUACUUACAGUACUGGACAAGGCUCCUCUGUGAAAAGGCACGAUCAUGCUGAUCGCUCAACAAGACAAAGAGGCUCCAUUGAACAUACCAAAGACACGCUGGUCAAACAAAGUCCACCUGAAAAGACCCACAACAACAUACCCCCAGUUUCCCCCGGGACAGCAAGAAAGACCAUAAAGGGGUCUUCCUACCAUCGGCCUAGGGCCACUUCCUCAGUGUGUCGGUUUGUAACCGACCCUGAUCUCGGCCACUGCGACAUCGUCUACAUCGACAAACCAAUCACAGAGUGUUUCCGGGAACGGCAGCACCGUCUGCUCCCUCGACGCAACGCCAGGAAAAGCACCCGAGGUCACAUGUAUGUGGAAGAAAUGUGGGAGCUGAAGACUGUCCGUACAUUAGCCAAGACGUCUGCCCGCAAUGAUAGUGGCAACUGUCCCACUCCAAUGCCAGAGCCCAUCACUCUGGUCACACCUAAACAGGUGCUUGGCAAGCCUGAGGGACUACCUCUUGUGGAUAUGCCUUUUGUUGGAGGUUUUGUGGAGACUGUCAGUCAGAAAACUCCUUCCGAGCUUCCAGCUGAAAGUGAGGUGGCGGGGGAUGUGGAGGCCGCAGCAGCAUCAGCCAGUGAGAUGGCACUGAUCGUUGAGACUAGUCAGACAGACCAGAGUCAGUGCAAAGAGCAGACUGCCCCUCCACCUCCUUCACAGAGUCCCCCAGUGGAUAACGAGCAGAGUACAGGGACGAACUCGGAGCAGCCAAGGCAGAGCCUAGCACCAGAGGAUAAUCUAGCUCAGACUGUGGUCGAGACACCAGAUCAGGAUUUAAACAGUAUACACAAUUACAUCGUUUUAAGUAAAAACCCAGAGCAGGUGGUGAUGGGGAAAGAUGCGAACUUAUCACAGGAUAAGACAUCAGAAGAAGUUGAGCUUGUCCAGGAUAUGUUGCAGAGUGUGCCAGAGGGCCAGAAAGUUGUCUCUGAAACCCAACAGGAAUCUGCAUCACUGACCCCUUCCCUGGAGAGCAAUGAAGACAAGGAGGUAGUGAGUGCAGUUGACAAAGAGGUAGUGGGUGCAGGUGCAGUUGACAAAGAGGUAGUGGGUACAGGUGCAGUUGACAAAGAGGUAGUGGGUGCAGGUGCAGUUGACAAAGAGGUAGUGAGUGCAGAUGCAGUUGACAAAGAGGUAGUGGGUACAGGUGCAGUUGACAAAGAGGUAGUGGGUGCAGUUGACAAAGUGCAGGCCAUGCCUCUGGAACCUCAAAUUUCAAUUGACCAGAAACCAUCUGAGGGCUCUGGAGGAGAAGCAAAUGCUGGCAUGGAGGUUCCCGCGGAGAGUGAAAGGAUAGAGGUGCAGGAAACGGGCGAGGUUGAACCAGACUUGGCUCCUGGCGAUGGUGACAAUGUGCCUGAAGAGGAAAAGACACAUGUUGAUUUGUCCUCUAAAAAGGUCAGUAAGGCAGUUGAGAGAGAAUUGCCUCUCAGGCGUUCUGAAAAACAGGGUAUUCCAGCACGAGUGAUUCCUUCAAGGGUGAAGGAAGCUGCAGUGAUUGAUACAGAGAGUAUGAUUAUAUGUGGAUAUGUGAAUGGUAGACCUAUUGGACAUUCUGACAGAUGUUUGCGUGAACGGCCAGCCAGAACCACCCCAGAGUCUACUCCUACUAAGACUAAACGCCCCACUAAGGUGUCUCUGAAACAGACUGAGAACCCUUCUGAGAACGCGGCUGAGAUUCCACAAGUCUCACCUGAGACUCCUCUCACCCCGAUCCCUGCUGGGGUAAGCGUCAAAAGCCCUUCGUCGAAGCGCCUCACCAAGGCCUCCCUGAAACAAUCUGAGAAAUAUUCUGAGAACAUGCCAGAGGUUCCUCAAGUCUCACUCCCUUCAGCCGAAGUGAUCAAAAGCCCUGUGUCCAAACGGCCCAAAAGAACCCCUAAAGCUAAAAUCACUCAGAACCUGCCUGACACACAGACCCCUGCUGAAGCAAGCCAGAACAUGCCUGACACAAGGACCCCUAUUGCCCCUAUAACAGCAAGCCAGAGCAUUCCUGACACUCCUCAAGUCCCAGACACACCAGUCAACUCCUCCAGGAGACCUGAGUCCAGACAACCCCUCAGAUCUGCCAGACUGCAACAGGCAGCAGCUAUUGCCUCCCCUCUCGUCCCUGACGCCUCCCCUCUCGUCCCUGACGCCUCCCCUCUCGUCCCUGACGUCUCCCCUCUCGUCCCUGACGUCUCCCCUCUCGUCGCUGACGUCUCCCCUCUCGUCCCUGACGUCUCCCCUCUCGUCCCUGACGCCUCCCCUCUCGUCCCUGACGCCUCCCCUCUCGUCCCUGACGCCUCCCCUCUCGCCCCUGACGCCUCCCCUCUCGUCCCUGACGCCUACCCUCUCGUCCCUGACGCCUCCCCUCUCGUCCCUGACGCCUCCCUCUCGUCCCCUGACGCCUCCCCUCUCGUCCCUGACGCCUCCCCUCUCGUCCCUGACGCCUCCCCUCUCGUCCCUGACGCCUCCCCUCUCGUCCCUGACGCCUCCCCUCUCGUCCCUGACGCCUCCCCUCUCGUCGUCCCUGACGCCUCCCCUCUCGUCCCUGACGCCUCCCCUCUCGUCCCUGACGCCUCCCCUCUCGUCCCUGUCGCCUCCCCUCUCGUCCCUGUCGCCUCCCCUCUCGCCCCUGACGCCUCCCUCUCGUCCCUGACGCCUCCCCUCUCCGUCCCUGACGCCUCCCCUCUCGUCCCUGUCGCCUCCCCUCUCGUCCCUGUCGCCUCCCCUCUCGUCCCUGUCGCCUCCCCUCUCGUCCCUGUCGCCUCCCCUCUCGUCCCUGUCGCCUCCCCUUCUGUUGAAGGGGCUGUUACUUUCAUUGUUGCCCCAGAACCGUCUACCUCCCUCACACUCCCCUCCACUGAGCUCAACCCUCCCCUCCCCAUUGCCUAUCCUCUUCUUCCUAUUGUCUCCCAUCUCUUCCCUUCAUCUCAUCAAAACAGUGCAGUCACCCAGAGCUCUGCAGAGCUGAAAGUUCAAAAAGCUCAGCCAGCUCCAAAUGCAAAACCCAGCGAGACAGAGAAAACAGCAGGGGAAACUAGAGUGCAAAUUAGACCGAAGCUCAGGUCGUCAAUGAUGGUAGCAAAGGAAGUUGAAAUUGUUGAGAGUCAGCAAGUUAGCAGUGAGUAUUCUGCUCUCACAGAGGGUACAAGCAUUAAAAAGAGUGAGGCCCACACACAAAGUAGUCCACUAAGAAGCAAAAGAACUCUCAAAAAGGAUGGAGAAUCAAGAAAAUUGACUUUGCUGAAGAAGGCAGAGGAACCUACUUUGCUGAAGAAGGCAGAGGCACCAACUUUGCUGAAGAAGGCAGAGGCACCAACUUUGCUGAAGAAGGCAGAGGCACCAACUUUGCUGAAGAAGGCAGAGGCACCAACUUUGCUGAAGAAGGCAGAGGCACCAACUUUGCUGAAGAAGGCAGAGGCACCAACUUUGCUGAAGAAGGCAGAGGCACCAACUUUGCUGAAGAAGGCAGAGGCACCAACUUUGCUGAAGAAGGCAGAGGCACCAACUUUGCUGAAGAAGGCAGAGGCACCAACUUUGCUGAAGAAGGCAGAGGCACCAACUUUGCUGAAGAAGGCAGAGGCACCAACUUUGCUGAAGAAGGCAGAGGCACCAACUUUGCUGAAGAAGGCAGAGGCACCAACUUUGCUGAAGAAGGCAGAGGCACCAACUUUGCUGAAGAAGGCAGAGGCACCAACUUUGCUGAAGAAGGCAGAGGCACCAACUUUGCUGAAGAAGGCAGAGGCACCAACUUUGCUGAAGAAGGCAGAGGCACCAACUUUGCUGAAGAAGGCAGAGGCACCAACUUUAAUGGAUAACAAAACUUCAUCUGAAUGUUCCAGUAGGUCUUCCGUCAGCAGUGCUUCAGACAAACCUGGGCGAAUGCCAUUGAGGAGUGAGAGUAGUAAAACGGACGUGGCCAGCCAGUCCAUUACCCUGGCAACCCCACCGACCCCAGUGGGGAACAGAAAGUCAGCUUUGAGAGUCCAGAGGUCGCCCACACCCUCGACCAGUGCUCCAAUCACAGCUGAGAAAUGGAGUGAAGUGGCAUCUCCCAUUAGGCUGAAAUCCCCAGUGAGACUCCCAUCCCCAAUCAGGUUCAAACCAGAGAGGAUCAUCAAGUCUCCAUUGAGGGAAUCACCUUUGCUGGACAGUUCCCCUCUGCCCUCCAGCUCAGUCACUCCUCUCCUGCUGCCCAAGCUGGAGCUUCCUGUACAGACUCGACACAAGUUCCUGGAGUUACUGGAUGUAGUGGAAAACCAACAGAAAAUCUCCUCUCUGAACACCAGGUUCGAUAAGAUGCAAAGAGGCUGGGUCCAGAUGGACAAAGAGGGACAUCCAACGCCAAGACACAAAAAUAAGGCAGACAGACAGGCAGCGAUAUGGAAGAGUAAGCGCAGGGUUCGCAAGCCCAAGUCUUCGGAUCAUCAGAGGUACUCACUAGUUCAAAUGCUUUUCAAGAACGAUUUGGACCUAGCCAGCAUUUGCCACUGGUACAUGGAGUCAACAGAAACCCAAUCGCUGGUCAUCGUAAAGAAGGUGAACACACGUCUUCCCUCUGAGACCCAGCUGCUCUUCCCCGGUAUGUCCCAAAGGCCAUCUCAAGGGGUUUUCCCUAGCCUUCAAGCUGAGCGCUUGAAGAAACACUUGAAGAAGUUUGCCAUGGCUUCCCCUGUGAAGAGCAACCCUAAGAGUCAGAAGCUAAUUGCUAAAGCCCUGGAGCAGGAGGUCAGUACAAGUAUGCCCAAAGGGAAGGAGAAGAGAGAGCUGACUACAGCCACCCGGAUCUCCACCAAAGCCUAUGUUUCCUCUGCAGAGGCACAGGUACAACCAGCCGACGGCCAGAAGGCCUCAGCGAAGGCCAAGAACCCAGCCAGCGCCCGGAUCCUGAGGAAGUACUCCAAUAUAAGGGAGAAGAUGCAAGGUCAACAGAGCUCCAAGAAUCCGAAAGGGGCCCCAAGAAAAGAGCUUGAAGUUUCCAAAGUCAAACCCUCUAAACCCCCAAAGAAAAAAUUGGCAAAACCGUCAAAAUUGAAACCGGCCAUUGCCCAGAGGCAGAAAUUAUCAGUUUCUGGUGAUAAAAGUGUAAAGGAGACAAGUGUAGUAAAAACAGAGCGAGCACAACCAUCUCCUAGUAGAAAGCCUCCAGUAAAAGCUGCUGUCCUGGAGAGAUCAGUCAAGAUUAGCAGAAGCAGUAGAACCUUAAGAGAUCUCAGUAGGAAAGAGAGUGCAUCACCACAGAGGUCUCCCCAAAGAGUAAUGACUCCAAAAGCACAGAAAAACACCCCUGCUCCUGCCACCGUCCCCAAGACUGACUUUAACAAGCAGCAGGUUGGAGCAGAGAAGGCAGUGGUGGAUAAGACUAUGGCAACAAAAGGUCAAACAAAGAGACCCUCACAAAGUAGAGUCUUUGAGACUAAAGUCACUGAAAGUAAAGGUACUGAGCGCAAUGGCGCUGAAAGUGCUGCAGAGACUCCUCAACAGAACAUGGACGUCAAAACACCAGGUUCUCCUGACCAGGUUCUCACUAGGUCACAGACGAAGAUGGAGGCCACUCCACCCCCCUCCGUCCCUCAGAGUGCAAGCCCUAAGCCUGCCACUAAGAAAGCAAAUGAACCUGCUCAGAGUGGAACUCCUAAGGGUGCCACAAAGAGAGCUCUGGAGCCUACACAUACUGUUAGUACAAGCCCUAAGCCUGCCAUAAAGAGAGCCAGUGAACCUGCUCAGAGCGGAACUCCUAAAGGUGCCACAAAGAGAAGCCAGGAGAGCCCACAGACUCCAGCCAAGCGCACCAGGACAUCCCUACAGAAAUAAAGCUUGUGUGCAGACAUGGACUGUAACAGCCAAUCUGACGACAUUUAGUUUUUUUUUUUUUCUUCUGGAA
Messenger RNA from Oncorhynchus tshawytscha (Chinook salmon), 7372 nucleotides. RefSeq lists its product as uncharacterized. The record is from RefSeq and is a predicted model, not a curated record. The transcript has 9 exons. NCBI's taxonomy places the organism in Eukaryota, Metazoa, Chordata, Actinopteri, Salmoniformes, Salmonidae. Bases 37 to 7302 code for a protein of 2421 amino acids.